Messenger RNA from Lycium barbarum (goji berry), 1296 nucleotides. Its product is annotated as peroxidase N1-like. Gene Ontology annotation, cellular component: plasmodesma; plant-type cell wall. The coding region runs from base 119 to 1108 and encodes 329 amino acids. The transcript has 3 exons. The record is from RefSeq and is a predicted model, not a curated record. Gene Ontology annotation, molecular function: peroxidase activity; heme binding. Gene Ontology annotation, biological process: hydrogen peroxide catabolic process; response to oxidative stress. NCBI's taxonomy places the organism in Eukaryota, Viridiplantae, Streptophyta, Magnoliopsida, Solanales, Solanaceae.
CUUACUAGCUGGUCAUUUCCCAUUGCCUAUAAAUAUACGCAGAGACUUAAAGCAUUUUCCACCUUAAGCACCACAAUAGCUAUACAAAAUUUACGUACUCGAAGACCAUAAUAGCAUUAUGAGUUAUAAUUUCCCAAGCAAACUAACCAUGAUAAUGGUUCUUGUCAUGCUAGCCAUGGCAACAACCAUGGUACGAGGCCAAGGGACUCGUGUUGGAUUUUAUUCCAGCACAUGUCCUAGAGUCGAAUCUAUUGUUCAAUCGACAGUGAAAUCUCAUUUUCAAUCUGAUCCAACGGUGGCGCCAGGAUUACUGAGAAUGCACUUUCAUGAUUGUUUUGUACAAGGUUGUGAUGGUUCUAUCCUCAUUGAUGGUUCAGACACAGAGAAAAGUGCUGGCCCAAAUGGUAACUUAAGAGGAUAUGAAGUUAUUGAUGAUGCUAAGAAGCAACUUGAAGACGUUUGUCCUGGAGUUGUCUCUUGUGCUGACAUUCUUGCUCUUGCUGCCCGUGAUUCCGUUGCCUUGACCAAUGGAGCAAGCUGGGUUGUACCUAUGGGACGUAAAGAUGGGCGAGUUUCAUCAGCAUCAGAUGUUAUGAGUAACCUUCCAAGUCCUUUUGAAUCCAUUGAUGAGCAGAAGCAAAAAUUUGCUGAAAAGGGUCUCAACACUCAGGAUUUUGUUACUCUUAUUGGGGGACACACUAUUGGAACAACAUCUUGCAUAGUGUUUAGAGACAGGCUAUAUAACUUCAACGACACUGGUCGCCCUGACCCUUCCAUAGAUGCAAGCUUCCUUCCUCAGCUUCAAGCACAGUGCCCAGAAGAUGGCGAUGGCUCGAAGCGAGUGGCACUAGACGAUGGCAGCGAAAAAAGAUUUGACAACUCAUUUUUCAAAAAUCUGAAGGAUAAACGUGGGAUUAUGUUAUCAGACCAGUUGUUGUGGACCGACAAUACCACCAAUAAUUUGGUCCGAAGGUUUUUGGGUAUUAGGGGAUUGCUUGGAUUGACAUUCAGUGUGGAGUUUGGCAAGUCCAUGGUUAAAAUGAGUAACAUUGGUGUUAAGAGUGAUUCUGAUGGCGAAAUUCGUAAACAUUGCUCUGCUUUCAACUGAUGUAGACUAUAUAUAUAUGUGUGUGUUUAGGAUUCUAUGUACUUUGUAGUAAAUUGCUAUUCCAAAUUGUUGUUAAUGGCUGUACCAGUAAAAAAAUUUACUAGAGAACUUACUUGUGCUUGGAGAUGAUUCUAAAUGUCAAGUAGUCAAAUGUAUUGCUUGCUUAUGCUUUGAACCAAUUAUGUAUA